AAAUGUGACAGAAGUGAAAGAGUGAUGAUGAGAAGAUGAGCAUCCCAAAAGGCCAUGUCCUUGUUCUUCCCUACCCAGCUCAAGGGCACAUCAACCCACUCGUUCAAUUCGCGAAACGACUCGUCGCAAAAGGUCUGAAAGCCACUUUUGCCACCACCCCUUACACAAUUAAGCACAUAAACGCACCCACUAUUUCCAUUGAACCCCUCUCAGAUGGCUACGAUGAAAGUGGCUUCAGGCAAGCUCCAAGCGUGGAAGCCUACUUAGAGUCCUAUAAAUUAGUUGGAUCCAAAGCUUUAACUAAGCUUAUAUCGAAGUUCAGAGACUCUUCUUUUCCUGUUCGUUGUAUCGUUUACGAUUCUCUGCUUCCUUGGGCGCUUGAUGUGGCCAAGCAGUUUGGGAUCUAUGGAGCUGUGUUCUUGACCAAUUCAGCUUCUGUGUGUUCACUGUAUUGGCGAAUCAGAGAGGGUCGGCUCAGCUUGCCUUUGAACGAUGAAGCGUUUCCAAUCUCGCUGCCUGGCCUUCCUCCUCUUGAAUUCUCUGAUUUGCCAAGUUUUAUUGCGCGACCUGCUGAUCAUUCUGCUUAUUUUGCCGCGAUCAUGGACAAGUUUGAGGCUUUGGAGCUCAAUGACUGGGUAUUCUGCAACACCUUCCAAGAGCUGGAAAAUGAGCUAGUGAAGUCAUUGGAAGGCCAAUGGCCACUUGUAACGGUGGGGCCAAUGAUUCCAUCGGCCUACGUUGGCCAACCAUCAGACGGCGACACUGCUUACGGUGCCAGUUUCUGGGAACCAAGCAGCCAUACCUAUUUGAAGUGGCUGCACACAAAACCACCAAAAUCAGUAGUAUUUGUGUCAUUUGGAAGCAUGGGAACUACCUCAGCCAAACAAGCCCAAGCAAUUGCCACGGGUUUGAAGGCAAGCAAGAAGCAGUUCUUAUGGGUUCUCAAAGAGUCUGACGACAAAUUGCCACAAGAUCUUCUAAACGACGAGGGAUUGGUGGUGACUUGGUGCAACCAAGUGGAAGUGUUGGCUCACCCAGCUGUGGGUUGCUUUGUAACUCAUUGUGGAUGGAACUCUGUGUUAGAAGCGCUGAGCAUAGGAGUGCCAAUUGUGGGGGUGGCUCAUUGGAGUGAUCAGCCUACAAAUGCUAAGCUAGUGGAAGAGUUGUGGGGAGUGGGUUUAAGAGCAAAGAAGGAUUUGGAUGGCGUUUUAAGAGGGGAAGUGCUGGAUCAGUGCAUAAGAGAGGUUAUGGAUGGUGGAAAAAGUGAAGAUAUUAGAAGGAACGCUUCUAAGUGGAGUGAAAGUGCAGCCAGAGCUGCUGCUCCAGGUGGGAGUUCAGACAAUAACAUCAGCAAGUUUAUAAGAAUCUUAAGGGAAUGAGGGGAACUAUAUUUUAUAUCUGUCAGUAUAUCAAAUAGAUCUAUAUAUAGACGAGCACACAGGAGUGCAUCUUUCUGUUUGUUUAUGUUUGCACAUGCCAAUGGAACUCUUUACUUACCCUCUUUUAUCUCAGUUGUAGCAAGUACUAA
Prosopis cineraria is the source of this 1528-nucleotide messenger RNA. Its product is annotated as UDP-glycosyltransferase 74B1. The coding region runs from base 36 to 1379 and encodes 447 amino acids. Lineage: Eukaryota; Viridiplantae; Streptophyta; Magnoliopsida; Fabales; Fabaceae. The transcript has 2 exons. Gene Ontology annotation, molecular function: UDP-glycosyltransferase activity. The record is from RefSeq and is a predicted model, not a curated record.